Molecule: messenger RNA, 793 nt
Organism: Phytomonas sp. EM1
Lineage: Eukaryota; Euglenozoa; Kinetoplastea; Trypanosomatida; Trypanosomatidae
Source: the annotation of a GenBank genome assembly
AGUGGUGUGGUGUGACGAUUCAAGAUACAGCAAACAUUUGUGUUCUCUAUAGGGCUUUAUUGUUGUGUUUGCUCUAGUUUGUCAAUUGCGUGUAUUCUCUCUCUUGAAGUACGAUUGAUACCAUGCAACCGGUGCAGCCCAACAUUAAUCUCCCGGGGCUUAGUCAAAAUGAAGUAGUUAUUCUAUCGGAGAAGCUCCACCAUAUAGGCAAUGAGGGCUUUAUGUUCUGCGCACGCAAAUGCAUAACACACUACGGUGAAGAUUCAAUACCCUAUCAUCCAGGUGAAAAAGCAUGCUUGGAUCGAUGCAUCAGUAAAGUACGCAAUGGUAUGUAUAUGGCAAUUGAUAUUAAAAAGAAAUUCGAAGAACAAUUGAAAGCACAGGAGUUGCCCUAUCAAUGGUUGAAAGACGCUGCAUCUGGGAAAUUAGGCAGUCAGUAACGUUGGAAGCAAAGAAAGUGUCGAUUGACGCUCACAGACAUCGGUUCAUCAAGGAAUAAUAAUCUAUAAUAGGAAAGGAUUCUUUUCACAAGUUCAACUUGCGAAUAGUAAAUGAAAAUCCUGAAAAAUCUAAGGGUACCUUACUAGAUAAAAUCUCAUAUCUCGCACGUGUGAAAAGUGAUAAACAAGUGAACAUUCUAUUUAUAAUUACUUCUUUAGACGACUACAAAUAAAAAAGAAGUCGUCAAGAAUAUGAAAUAAUGUCAAUAUAAAUUUAAAUAGCAUGAUUGAUAAUAAAAAUCCAUCCUAUCAAAUUAAAAUACUAAUCACUAGCAUUAACAAAAAAAAAAAAA